AUGACUGAGCCAGCAGCUCAUAAAGAGGACAAGCGUCGGGAGCCACCAGAGAAAAACGCAGCAGCAGCAGCUGCAAAAUGGACUGAGAGGAAGGCAGUUGUAGCGGUGGAAGUCAAAGAAAUGACAAAGCCAGCAGCUCAUAAAGACAACGAGCUUCUGGAGCCACUAGAGAAAAUUGUUGCAGCAGCUACAAAAUGGACUAAGAAGAAAGCAGUUGCAGCGGUGGAGGUUGAAGAAAUGACAGAGCAAGCAGCUUGUAAAGAGGACGAGCUUCUGAAGCCACCAAACAAAAAUGCAGGAGUAGUUGCAAAAUGGGUAAGUCUUCUAUCAAUGGGCACUAGGAAACUUAGUUUCAAAUGCUUCUAUAACACGAACAAUCGUGCAGUUAUGCAGUGA
Messenger RNA from Ilex paraguariensis (yerba mate), 396 nucleotides. The record is from the annotation of a GenBank genome assembly. Lineage: Eukaryota; Viridiplantae; Streptophyta; Magnoliopsida; Aquifoliales; Aquifoliaceae.